GCUGUCCAACUUGUCCGUACAAGUACUUUGGCUUGUGCCUCUCUGGGUGUUUACUCAUAGAAAGGAAUCAUAUGUGAAAAGCAUGAACACCCCAACCAGCACCAAAAUCCGUUUGGUCGUCUUUGACCUUGACGGUGUUCUGUUCUCGUCGAAGGACCUGCACUAUGUGGCUCUCAAUCGAGCGUUGGAGAUCGUCGGCCCCAAGUAUGUGAUCAAUUAUGAGGACCAUUUGGCCCACUUUGACGGCCUUCCCACUAAAACGAAGCUGGAUAAGCUCACUACUGAGCGGGGAUUGCCGGUGUCGAAACAUGGAAUGAUCUGGGAUCUGAAGCAACAGAAAACUUUCGAAGUGAUUGCUGAUACGUUUCAACCCGACGUUCGACUUCGAGCCGUUUUGCAAGGCCUCAAGGAUGCUGGGUAUCUCAUCUACUGCGGUUCCAACAGUAUUUAUAAGACCAUUGAGCUCAUGCUCCGCAAGAAAAAUGUCCUCGAUCUCUUUGACGCGAUCAUUAGCUGUGAAGAUGUUACGCAACCCAAACCGAGUCCGGCCAUUUACCUAUGUGCGUGUCUGCGGGCCGGAGUCUCUCCAAAGGAAACUAUCAUCCUGGAAGAUUCUCAGGUCGGACGCAAGUCUGCUCUUCUUUCCGGAUGUCACCUCCUUCCAGUUGAUGUUCCUGAAAACGUUACACUAAAGAGUAUCCUCAAUGCAAUUGGUGCUAUUAACCGGUCCCAAGAAAAUCAAGUUAUGCGGGUGAAAUGGCGGAGCCCCUUGAACGUGGUCAUUCCUAUGAACAAGAGGGUGACACGCGUUGAGCGCUCCACUUUUGAAUCAUGUGUCGGCUCUGAAAGCGGGCCUCGGGUCACGACGAAAGAGGACCCAACCACUACAUGCCCCUCGUACUUGGCCCUGGUCAACGGCUGUCCUGUGCUCCAGCUGGCAGUCGAGAGUCUGCACGUAGACGCAAAUUUCAUCUUUGUAGUUCCACGCCGGGAUUAUGAAGAAUAUCACUUAAAGUACCUUUUGGCCGUACUGAAACCCAACUGCAAGGUGCUCGUGGCUGAAGAAGAGACUCUGGGACAAGCAGCCUCGGUGCUCUUAGCGAAACAGUACAUAAAUGAUUCCACUCCACUCCUCAUUGCCAACUGUACCCAACUCCUGGACUGGGACUCGCAUACCUUCUUAUAUCUCAUGGAUGAACCGGGAGUACAAGGCGGGAUAGCAACCGUGGUUCGUUCCGAUCCUCGUUAUUCAUACGUAAAUGUGAACGAGAAGGGGUGGAUCGUGGAUGUUGCAGAGAAGCGAGUGAUCUCCGACAUUGCCACUGCCGGUGUUUAUUAUUGGCGGAGUGGAUCCGACUUCGUCAAAUACUCAGAAGAGAUGAUGCGGGACCCCAAAAACAUGGUCGACGGAGCGUACUACGUGAGUACAGCGUACAAAGGAGCUGUCAUCGACGGAAUGCACUUCAAAGCUGUCCCAUGUAAUGGGUACUGGCCUUUGGGCCUCCCGGAGGAUGUGGAAGCUUACCUGAAACAGACCAAUACGGAAGAAUGACCAGAGAUGCAGGACAACGUCGAAAGCCUGUAAUUUGUAGCUCUGCUUGGAUGGGGCGUCUUGAUUAUCGCCAUGCAGUGUUGUUUAUUGAACUUAGCGCCUGGAACACUGAUUUCCCCGGUAGAAAUCACUUCUGAGAGCAAGGUUAUGCCCAUGUACAAACAAAAUAUAACUAAAUAGAGGAAUGUCUACAUAAGCACUUUUAAUAAUAUCUUGGAAGUGUAUCACAGA
Spizellomyces punctatus DAOM BR117 is the source of this 1783-nucleotide messenger RNA. RefSeq names its product HAD hydrolase, family IA. The transcript is spliced from 3 exons. Lineage: Eukaryota; Fungi; Chytridiomycota; Chytridiomycetes; Spizellomycetales; Spizellomycetaceae. The record is from RefSeq and is a predicted model, not a curated record. The coding region runs from base 83 to 1552 and encodes 489 amino acids.